This is a messenger RNA of Colletotrichum orchidophilum, 1689 nucleotides long. RefSeq lists its product as uncharacterized. Gene Ontology annotation, biological process: transmembrane transport. Gene Ontology annotation, molecular function: transmembrane transporter activity. NCBI's taxonomy places the organism in Eukaryota, Fungi, Ascomycota, Sordariomycetes, Glomerellales, Glomerellaceae. Bases 1 to 1689 code for a protein of 562 amino acids. The transcript has 4 exons. The record is from RefSeq and is a predicted model, not a curated record.
AUGGAGGGGCCAGAGAAAGUAUCAGACUCGGCCGAGCCUGUUGUUGACGUGGAAAAGAAUUGUGAGAAGAGCAAUUGCGACAAGGUCAAAGUGAUGACAAACGUAGAAAGGAUGCGGCCUGGGUUCUUCGAUGGAACGGCUACCCUCACUAUAGGAGGCGAAGUGAUCCUCAUUCCCACGCCGACCGCGGAUCCCAGAGACCCUCUCAACCUUCCAGAAUGGCACAAACAGCUCAUAGUAGGCAUCGUCGUUUUGUAUGCAAUAUCUGGCCUGUGCUUGAUCACCGCACUAUCUGCACUCAUCGUGUUCAUCAUGCCUGACUAUCAACAUGAUGGAAUCACGCCGGAUCAGAUCUCAAAUCUCUUCACAUUUCCGAGCCUUUUUCUUGGUAUCGGAAACAUGGUGUCGAUGCCCAUCGCCGUCGCCAUAGGCCGUCGCCCCGUCAUCCUCGCAUCCAACGUGCUGCUCUUCUUAGCCGCUGUACUCUGCGCAACGAACCGCAAUUACUACUGGCAUCUAGGAGGGCGCAUGGUCGCAUCAUUUGCUGCGGCUCAAUGUCAGGCCUUGGCUCUGCUCAUCAUGCAGGACAUCUACUUCCUCCAUCAGCGAGCACGGGUCUUCCAAAUAUAUGCUUCUGCCGAGGUUCUCCUCAACUCCAGCCUAGUGAUCGCAUCCUCAUAUAUGGCCGAUGCGCUAGGAUGGAGAUCUUGGUACUGGCUCUUCGCAGGUCUUUCGGGCUUGGCCACGGCUCUGACCUUCUUUUUUGUCCCCGAAACCACAUAUGACCGACCCAUUGAGGCUUUCAUGGGGAGCCACCCGACUGAUAGAAGCAACGUUUUACCUGCAGUGCAGAACACCGGUCCUGAUGCCAUCAACAGAAGCCGAUCUCCCGGGCCCAAGUACGCAACAGUAGAUGAGAGGCCAACCGCAGAUUUAGAACACUUCAAAGAACGCACCUUUGCCUCAGACCUGCAGAUCUUCGUGUACAAACCCACGUGGUCUCGGUGCUGGCUCUGCUUGAAACAAAUCGGACAAGUCUUUCUUUUCCCCCACGUUCUCUGGGUUGCCAUCAAUAACGGAUUAUUCCAAGGCAUCGAUGUGUCAAUACAGAUGACAUACGCGGAAGUCCUUGUCAAGCCCCCGUAUAAUUGGGCCAACUCAUCAGUCUCCCUCAUCCAACUGGGACAAGUCCUCAUUGCAUUGCUUUGCGUGCCACUCAUAGGAUGGCUGAGCGACUACGUCAUCCGCUCCUCGGCAAGGCGUAACCAUGGUGUACAUGAGCCGGAGAAGCGACUUAUCGCCUGGAUUCUCCCCAUGGUGACGGCUAUGAUCCUGACGGUUCUGUACGGAUACGUACUCAAGGACCCAAAGAGGUAUCAUUGGAUGGCCAUCGUCUCUGUCGUUGACGGCUAUCUCAUCGUAUUGAUGGGGGUCAGUACAGUUGGGACGGCGUAUCUCAUCGAUAGUCACCCGAAUUUUGCGGGCGCCAUUCUCGUUGCACUGCCGGUGACGCGUGGGCUAGUGGGCUUUGGGCUCAGCAAACAUACAACGACGUAUAUCUCCAACAUCGGGCCUGUCAGAACUUUCGGGAUCUACGCGUCUGUUAGUGCAGCAUUUUGCUUGCUGGGAAUUGUACUGUUCUUCAAAGGAAAGAAGGUCAGAAGACUGUGUGCUCAGAUGACGCAGUGA